Molecule: messenger RNA, 2028 nt
Organism: Uncinocarpus reesii 1704
Lineage: Eukaryota; Fungi; Ascomycota; Eurotiomycetes; Onygenales; Onygenaceae
Exons: 4
Coding region: 1-2028 (675 amino acids)
Biological process (GO): molybdenum incorporation into molybdenum-molybdopterin complex; Mo-molybdopterin cofactor biosynthetic process
Cellular component (GO): cytosol; cytoplasm
Molecular function (GO): molybdopterin molybdotransferase activity
Source: RefSeq, a predicted model, not a curated record
AUGACACAGCCCAAACUAAAAGCCGCCAUCUUGGUGGUAUCGGACACUGCAGCGAGGGAUCCAUCCACGGACCGGGCGGGACCGGUUCUUGCUGAAGCCUUCGCCGCAGAGGCAGAGAAAUGGGACAAGCCAGUGCUCAAGAUUGUACCAGAUGAAAAGGUGCACAUUCAGCGCCAAAUUUGCCAAUGGGCAGAUUCAGAAGAUGAAUUCAUGAAUCUCAUUGUGACCUCUGGUGGCACUGGGUUUGCAGUGCGGGAUGACACUCCAGAGGCAGUCUCACCAUUGAUUCAUCGGCAUGCUCCUGGACUUGUGCAUGGGAUGCUUGCUGCUUCGCUAGAAGUAACGGCAUGGUCUCCCAAAGGCGCAAAGGAGAAUCUAGAAGCCGUCAUCAAGCUGCUACCUCAUGCUUGUAUUCAAGCUGCUGGGGCCGACUCUCGCGCGGUCCAUGCUGGAGGCGUGCAGAAGCUCGAACAGGAAGCCGGCGUCAGCGGUCGUGGUCAUGAACACAGCAAUCAUCACCAUGCCCUUCCUAUACAUGGCGGUUCCCACGAUCAUAGUCACAGCCAUGAGCAUAGUCAUAAACACGGAUGCCCCCAACCCCAUACAUCAAACGACCCAUCUGCUGGAGCAAGCAGACGCCAUCGUGCGUCCCCGUAUCCAAUGAUCUCCGUGGACGAGGCUCUUAAAUUAAUCUACGAGCACACACCUGAACCGGAGGUGGUGGAAAUGCCAGUGGAUCCGUCACUUGUGGGAUUGGUGAUCGCUGAGGAUGUCUAUGCGGGUGAAGCAGUCCCGGCAUAUCGGGCUAGUAUCGUUGAUGGGUAUGCAGUAAUCGCUCCCAAAUCGGCAACAGAACCAAGCACCCAAGGACAAUUCCCAGUUGCCUCGGUGUCCCAUGCACAGGCUGUAUCAAUGCCUCCACACUUGGAAUCUGGAAGCAUUGCCCGUAUAACGACGGGAGCACCUCUGCCGCCCAACGCCAACGCUGUCGUGAUGGUUGAAGAUACCAUUCUCAUCUCUUCUACACCUGAUGAUGAAGAGGCAGUUGUGGAAAUCCUAACCGGAGACGUUAAACCUGGAGAAAAUGUGCGUGAGCCAGGCAGUGACGUUGCUCUGGGCUUUAAAAUCCUUCAAAGGGGCCAACUCAUAACAGCUGUGGGCGGGGAGAUUGGCCUUCUCACAUCAACGGGAACACGAACAGUCAAGGUAUUCAGGAAGCCGCGAGUCGGAGUGAUGAGCACUGGCGAUGAGCUUACCGAACAUACGAGUGCUGAAACCCUUACAGGCGGACAAAUUCGUGACUCAAACCGUCCGUCACUCAUCUCCUGCCUCACUGCAUGGGGGUUUCCUACAUCUGACCUCGGAAUCGCCCGGGAUACCUCCAACGAUUUGGAGCAUCGUCUUCGAAAUGCCCUAAGGGAUGGGGUAGACAUAAUCAUAACCACCGGGGGGGUAUCAAUGGGUGAACUGGACCUCCUGAAGCCAACAAUAGAACGCAAAAUGGGCGGAACAAUUCACUUCGGCCGCGUUGCCAUGAAGCCCGGGAAACCAACAACAUUCGCUAGCAUCCCAUUCAAGCCGUCCGGUUCAAAUCCCUCGGGGCAAUCUGAAAGACAAACCCGUCUUAUGUUUUCUCUUCCCGGGAACCCCGCCUCCGCCCUCGUCACACUUAAUCUCUUCGUCCUCCCCGCCCUCCAUAAAUUCAUGGGCAUGAGCUCACCUUCGGCAUCCCCGGCCCAAAACGCGGAUUUGGGUCUCCCACUCGUCCACGCUACUCUCACUCACUCUAUCCGUGGUGAUCUCAAGCGGAUGGAAUACCACCGUGCAAUAAUCUCGUCGCGGGACGGACGUUUAUUCGCUACCAGCACGGGGACGAGUGGCGCAGGUCAGCGGAGUUCGAGAGUUGGCAGUUUGGCUGGAGCCAAUGCGUUGUUGAUCUUAGAGACGGGAAGGCAGAAUGGGUUCAAAGAGGGUGAAGUUGUAAAGGCGUUGUUGAUGGGUCAGAUCGUUGGAGACAGAUCAGGUUAA